Messenger RNA from Pelobates fuscus (common spadefoot toad), 6716 nucleotides. It is a transcript of the gene EML6, whose product is annotated as EMAP like 6. The transcript is spliced from 45 exons. The coding region runs from base 359 to 6385 and encodes 2008 amino acids. Lineage: Eukaryota; Metazoa; Chordata; Amphibia; Anura; Pelobatidae. The record is from RefSeq and is a predicted model, not a curated record. Gene Ontology annotation, molecular function: microtubule binding.
AGAGCCCCUUGGGAGCUGCUGGUUGCAGCAUCAAGGAGAAGGCGGGGGCUUGGAAGUGAUUUUGCAUUGAGAAGGAUUCAUGGAUGCUCUCAGUUCAUUGCUCUGCCUGCUGGGGAUAUCUGCUGCCUGCAUGGACAGGGGAUUAUGGUGGCACUAGAUAGCUGCUGUGCAAGGGCUCUCAUUAGUUCUCCAUUUAAUAAGGAAAUCCAGUCCCUGACAGGUUCCCUUGUGGUGGUGGAGGAGGAGGAGCUGCUGCUGCCUGCAGCUCUUGGGAAGAGGACACCCUGCCAGGAGAAGACCUUGUGUCACCCUCCUUCUUCUUCUUCAUCCUGCUGACUCCUCUGCACAUAGAGUUAUCAUGGCGGACAGGACACCUCCAGGGGGCCAGCUUCGAUUGGAGUGGGUGUAUGGGUACAGGGGCCACCAAUGCAGGAACAACCUGUACUACACAGCCGGCAAGGAAGUGGUCUAUUUUGUGGCUGGGGUUGGGGUGGUCUACAACACUAGGGAGCACAGCCAGAGGUUCUUCAUGGGCCACAAUGAUGAUAUCAUCAGCCUUGCUCUCCAUCCAGAAAGAACGCUGGUUGCCACAGGACAGGUGGGAAAAGAUCCUUAUAUCUGCAUAUGGGAUUCAUACACCGUUCAAACCGUGUCCAUUCUGAAAGAUGUGCACACACAUGGAGUAGCUGGCUUGGCGUUCGAUUCCGAUGGACAGCGCCUGGCUUCUGUCGGACUGGAUGCCAAAAACACAUUUUGUAUUUGGGACUGGCAGAAAGGGAAAGUUCUUGCAACAGCCACUGGCCAUUCUGACCGGAUAUUUGAUAUUGCUUGGGAUCCGUAUCAGCCAAACAGAUUGGUCAGCUGUGGGGUAAAACAUAUAAAGUUCUGGACUUUAUGUGGAAAUGCUCUCACAGCAAAAAGAGGGAUAUUUGGGAAAACUGGUGAUCUACAAACCAUCCUGUGCUUAGCGUGUGCAAAAGAGGACAUCACAUACUCAGGCGCUCUAAAUGGAGACAUCUAUGUAUGGAAAGGGUUAACAUUAAUUCGCACCAUCCAAGGAGCGCACAGUGCAGGGAUCUUUAGCAUGUACGCUUGUGAAGAAGGCUUUGCGACUGGCGGAAGAGAUGGCUGUAUCCGACUGUGGGACGCAGACUAUAAACCAAUAACUAAAAUUGAUCUCAGACAGAGUGAUCAGGGUUAUAAAGGUUUGUCUAUCCGUAGUGUGUGCUGGAAAGCAGACAGGUUAUUAGCGGGCACUCAAGACAGCGAGAUAUUUGAAGUAAUGGUGAGAGAAAGAGAUAAGCCAAUGCUGAUAAUGCAAGGCCAUUGUGAAGGGGAGCUCUGGGCACUCGCUGUGCACCCUAAAAAACCCUUGGCUGUCACUGCAAGUGAUGAUCGUUCUGUAAGAUUAUGGAGUCUUGCAGAUCAUGCACUGAUUGCUCGCUGUAAUAUGGAGGAAGCAGUACGUAGUGUGGCUUUCAGUCCAGACGGGGCCCAGUUGGGGCUUGGGAUGAAGGAUGGUUCCUUCACUGUGCUCAGGGUCAGAGAUAUGACAGAGGUGGUUCAUAUCAAGGACAGGAAAGAAGUGAUCCAUGAAAUGAAGUUCUCACCAGAUGGAUCAUAUCUUGCCGUGGGCUCCAAUGAUGGCAUGGUGGAUGUCUACUCAGUAGCUCAGAGAUACAAAAAAAUCGGGGAGUGCAAUAAGUCUUCCAGCUUUAUAACUCACCUCGACUGGUCUGUGGACAGUAAAUACUUACAAACCAAUGAUGGGGCUGGAGAAAGACUAUUCUACAAAAUGCCAUCUGGUAAACAUCUUACAAGCAAGGAUGAGAUCAAAACGGUUCAUUGGUUUUCAUGGACUUGCGUGGUUGGACCAGAGGUGGAUGGAAUAUGGCCAAAAUACACCGAUAUUACGGAUAUCAACUCAGUGGAUGCCAAUUACAAUAGCUCUGCAUUGGUGACGGGAGAUGACUUUGGACUAGUUAAAUUAUUCAGGUUUCCAAGUUUGAAAAAAGGAGCAAAAUUUCGUAAAUAUGUUGGUCAUUCAGCACAUGUAACCAAUGUUCGCUGGUCACAUGACUUCCAAUGGAUUUUGAGCACUGGUGGAGCUGAUCACUCGGUUUUCCAGUGGAGGUUUAUUCCUGAAGGAAUCACAAAUGGCCUCAUAGAAACCGCACCACAAGAAGCCAUCGUUGAUUCCUGCAGUGAAGAAUCCGAUUCUGAUCUGUCUGACGUGCCCGAACUAGACUCAGACAUUGAGCAGGAGACUCAAAUUAAUUACGACCGCCAGGUUUACAAAGAAGAUCUACCUCAGCUAAAACAGCAAAAUAAAGAGAAUAACUCAUUGCCUUCCCUAAAAAGAGAGAAAGCACCAGAGGAAAGCCUGAAGCUGAAAUUUGUGCAUGGCUACAGAGGCUAUGACUGCAGAAACAACUUGUUCUACACUCAGACCGGAGAGGUGGUUUAUCAUGUGGCCGCUGUUGCUGUGGUUUACAAUAGGGUGCAGCACUCACAACGGUUCUACCUUGGUCAUGAUGAUGACAUUCUAAGUCUGGCCAUUCAUCCUGUGAAAGAUUAUGUAGCUACUGGUCAGGUUGGAAGAGAUGCAGCUAUUCACAUAUGGGACACGCAGACGUUCAAAUGCUUAUCAUUACUGAAAGGCCAGCAUCAGCGAGGAGUCAGUGCGCUGGACUUUUCAGCUGAUGGUAAAUGUUUAGUGUCUGUUGGCUUGGAUGAUAAUCAUACCAUCGUCUUCUGGGACUGGAAAAAAGGAGAAAAAAUAUCAACUACGCGAGGGCAUAAGGAUAAAAUAUUUGUGGUGAAAUGUAACCCCCAUCACUUGGAUAAGCUGGUCACCGUUGGAAUGAAGCACAUCAAAUUUUGGCAGCAAACAGGGGGUGGAUUCACAGCAAAGCGAGGUAAUUUCGGUAUUGUUGGAAAACUGGAGACCAUGAUGUGUGUUUCGUACGGACGUGCAGAAGACUUGGCCUUCUCCGGAGCGGCAACUGGAGAUAUUUAUGUCUGGAAGGAUGUUGUUUUGCUAAAAACUAUCAAAGCUCAUGAUGGGCCUGUUUUUGCCAUGUACGCAUUGGAUAAGGGCUUUGUAACAGGUGGCAAAGAUGGAGUGGUGGCACUUUGGGAUGAUAUGUUUGAAAGGUGCCUUAAGACGUACGCCAUCAAGAGAACAGCUCUCUCUCCAGGUUCAAAAGGUCUACUUUUAGAAGAUAAUCCUUCCAUUCGUGCUAUCACUUUGGGGCAUGGGCACAUUUUGGUGGGGACGAAAAACGGAGAGGUACUGGAAAUAGACAAGAGUGGCCCAAUCACACUCCUGGUGCAGGGACAUAUGGAAGGAGAAGUCUGGGGUCUUGCUCCACACCCUCUGCUGCCUUUAUGUGCCACAGUGAGUGACGAUAAAACGCUCCGGAUCUGGGAUCUCUCUUCCCAUCACCGCAUGUUGGCUGUACGCAAACUCAGAAAGGGUGGACGAUGCUGUGCCUUUUCUCCCGAUGGGAAAGCCUUAGCAGUAGGCCUGAAUGAUGGUAGCUUUUUAGUGGUAAAUGCUGACACCCUUGAGGAUAUGGUGUCUUUUCAUCACCGCAAAGAAAUGAUCGCGGACAUAAAAUUUUCACCAGAUGCUGGAAAAUACAUGGCGGUGGCUUCCCAUGAUAACUUUGUAGACAUUUAUAAUGUGUUAAGCAGUAAGCGUGUUGGGAUUUGUAAAGGGGCAUCAAGUUACAUCACCCACAUUGACUGGGACUCUAGAGGGAAACUGCUGCAAGUUAACUCCGGUGCCAGAGAACAGUUAUUCUUUGAAGCUCCUAGAGGGAAAAGAUACGUUAUUAAACCAACAGAGAUGGAGAGGAUAGAGUGGAACUCAUGGACCUGUGUUCUUGGCCCUACUUGCGAAGGAAUCUGGCCUGCACAUAGCGAUGUGACUGAUGUCAACGCUGCCUCUCUUACUAAAGACAGGAGAGCUCUGGCUACUGGAGAUGAUUUUGGAUUUGUAAAACUGUUUUCCUACCCAGUAAAGGGCCAUGAUGCAAAAUUCAAGAAGUACGUUGGUCACAGUGCGCAUGUGACCAAUGUUCGAUGGUUGUAUGAUGACUCCACUCUCCUCACCGUUGGUGGGGCAGACACGGCUUUGAUGACCUGGACACGAGAGGCUUUCGGCAGUUUGGACAGUAAACCUGUAGACAGUGAAGAGUCAGACACAGAUGCUGAAGAAGACGGAGGUUAUGACAGUGAUGUUGCAAGAGAAAAGGCUAUUGAUUACACCACUAAAAUCUACGCGGUGAGCAUCAGAGAAAUGGAAGGAAUCAAACCUCAUCAGCAGCUGAAAGAAGCAUCUGUGGAGGAAAGGUUCAGAUACCAAUGUAACCUGCCAAAAUCAGGUGAUAAUUUUGCUGUUUGCCAGUAUUUUGACCCCUGCUCAUCUCUAAUCUCUAUGAUCAUGCAAUUUCUGAAAAGGCAGGGAAUUGUCAAGGGAUCAAGGCCGUCGGUUAGCAGAGCUGCUCCUCAACCGGAAAAGCUGCAAAAAAAUAACAUCACAAAGAAGAAGAAAGUGGUUGAGGACCUCUCAUUGGACCAUGUGUUUGGGUACCGAGGAUUUGAUUGCCGUGACAACCUACAUUACCUAAACGAUGGAACUGAUGUUGUUUUUCACACGGCUGCUGCGGGCAUUGUUCAAAACCUUUCUACAGGAAGCCAGAGUUUCUAUUUGGAGCACACGGAUGACAUCCUUUGCCUGACUGUGAAUCAGCAUCCAAAGUAUAAGAAUGUUGUUGCAACGGGGCAAAUUGGGGAAGUUGCAGAGUACUCAGGGGCCACACCUUCUAUUCACCUAUGGGACGCCAUGAGUAAACAGACCCUGUCUAUUCUGAGAUGCUUCCACGCCAAAGGGAUUGGUUACGUUAAUUUUAGCGCCACCGGGAAACUUCUCUUAUCGGUUGGAGUUGAUCCAGAGCACACUAUAACAGUGUGGAGGUGGCAGGAAGGUGCCAAGCUUGCCAGUAAAGGAAGCCACGUGGAGAGGAUAUUCGUGGCAGAGUUCCGUCCAGAUUCAGACACACAGUUUGUAUCUGUAGGCGUUAAGCACAUCAAGUUCUGGACAGUAGCCGGGAGCGCCUUACUUUAUAAAAAGGGAAUUGUUGGAUCUGUGGACAAUGCCAAAAUGCAAACCAUGCUUUCUAUUGCCUUUGGUGCUAAUAGCCUCACUUUCACCGGUGCCAUAAACGGGGACGUAUAUGUCUGGAAAGAGCACUUUCUAAUCCGACUGGUGGCAAAAGCUCAUACUGGCCCUGUGUUUACCAUGUACACAACCCUUCGCGAUGGUCUCAUCGUAACUGGAGGGAAAGAGAGACCAACUAAAGAGGGUGGUGCAGUGAAAUUAUGGGAUCAGGAGAUGAAACGGUGCAGAGCAUUUCAGCUUGAAACAGGCCAGACACUGGAUUGUGUGCGCUCGGUCUGCAGGGGGAAGGGCAAAGUUUUAGUGGGAACCAAAAAUGGUGAAAUUAUUGAGGUGGGAGAAAAGAAUGCUGCUUCUAAUAUCAUUAUGAAUGGUCACUUAGAAGGUGAAAUCUGGGGAUUAGCAACUCAUCCCUCCAAAGACAUCUUCCUUACUGCGAGCAAUGAUGGGACUGCACGAAUAUGGGACCUCAAUGAUAAGAAGCUGCUGAACACAGUGAGUUUAGGCUUUGCUGCGUGCUGUGCAUCGUACAGUUCCAACGGGGAGAUGGUCACCAUUGGAAUGAGGAAUGGAGAGUUUGUGAUCCUACUUGUAAACUCUCUGAAAGUAUGGGGCAAAAAGCGAGACCGCAAGGGAGCCAUUCAGGACAUCAGGAUAAGUCCCGAUAACAAAUAUUUGGCUGUUGGUUCUGCAGAAAAUACUGUUGAUUUUUAUGAUAUUACACAAGGCCCGUCUUUAAACAGAAUUGGUUACUGCAAAGACAUCCCAAGCUUUGUCAUCCAAAUGGAUUUUUCUGCUGACAGCCAGUAUAUUCAGGUAGCCACAGGUGCUUACAAGAAACAGGUACACGAGGUACCAUCAGGGAAGCAGAUAACAGAUGGUUCACUAGUAGAAAGGAUUACGUGGGCCUCGUGGACAAGCAUUCUCGGAGACGAGGUCAUUGGAAUCUGGCCACGCAAUGCAGAGAAAGCCGAUGUUAACUGUGCCUGUGUGUCCCACGCUGGGCUGAAUGUGGUCACCGGGGAUGAUUUUGGCCUAGUUAAACUCUUUGACUUCCCUUGCACUGAGAAGUUUGCCAAACACAAGCGCUACUUUGGUCAUUCGGCACAUGUGACCAAUGUGCGGUUCUCACAUGAUGACAAGUAUGUCAUAAGCACCGGAGGAGAUGACUGCAGUGUCUUUGUCUGGAGAUGUCUUUAAAAAACAAAACAAAAAAAGACAGCUGGAACUGAAAUCUCCAAACACGAUGGAGUCUCCCAGAACUUUUCAGAUGUCUACAAUUCUUUCUAACAGGCUACGUAAUUUAUAGAUGAGAUAACGUUGCAAACCGCUGGUAAACACUUGGCACAGCAACUGUCGUGGACUAUGUUUCCCACAAUGCUCAAUGUCGGUGCAAAAUGUUAACCAUCAUUGGUCUAGCAGAUACAAUUAAUAAUGUUCCAUGUGAAUCAGAAAUAUCUGACACUGUGUCAUCUCAGUUUCUAAUGCCAUUAAUUAUAUCAUGCAUAUCAGUUUGAUCUUGUAUAAUGUC